CUGCAUAACAAUUAUCUUGUCAGAAACAAACACACAAAACCUGCCUAACAAGUUUAGACAAUGAAAACAUCCCAUUAGUCAGGGCACACAGAACGCCUUCACAUUCUCAGAAGGAGGUUAGUUUUGGAGAUUGGCACCUGCUCGCAUCAUGGAUGCCAGUACCACCUACAUCGACACCAGAAUCGCCACCGACUUCAACCCCAACAUCCUCCCACCGGGAGGAUGGCACACCGCCGAGGUGUGUGGGGAGAAACAUACCGACAGGCAGCCCAGCCAGAGGAUCUGGAACACCGUGCUUGUUACACAACCACCCGGAUCCCAAGCCAGCCAACCCAAACAACAGCAACAGAAGCCAGCUGCGACUUUCUCCGAGCCUGCAGUCCGGGCGCCUCGCAACCCUAACGAGAAGUUCUCUUUUGACAAAGUCGAGAACUGGACAAUCAGUCAGGUCGAUGACUUAUCGGAGUACAGCAGGCGGCGGUCAUUCCCCCAGACGGCCAUCAAUGGGUCGUCAUUUCCUCAAAAAGCCAUCGUCGGGCCGUCAGCAGUACAAGCCGCCCCAAGUCCACCCAGCUCUGCGCCUUUCCCCCAGAAUCCUGCUCAUUUGCACGACAAGAAAGUACGCUUCUCGCUGACUGACGAGGUGUUGCAAGAUUUGUCCGCCUCGUACGAAAACAUCCCUUUCGAUCCCGACGAGAAACGUCCCCCUGCCCUGGGUGGAAUUCAGGCCGUGUCCUUCAACGCUGAGAAAAUGCAAGGCUGGACCAUUGUCAACUUUCAGCAGUUUCCGCUUCCGCCUGAAAUGCUGAAGAAACAGCAGCAGGUUCCCGGAGAAAUGUUCAUCACAUACGUCGAGGACGGAAAGCUCAAGAUCAUCUUCCUACAAAAGCCGACUGACGCUUUGCAGGAGGAAUACGAGAAUGACAAAGUCCGGUCGAAAGAACACAAAAAGCAAAACAGGGUCCAUAACCAUUAUGACAGUGCAAACGGCAAGGGCCAGAAGACCGUCUCCGUGUCCAGUAAGUUCAGCCAAGAAACAAGGAGAGAGUCACAAACUGACAAAGUCAGCAGUGUUGGCUCCGCUAACGGCUUUUCAUCGAACCACGGAGACUCGGGCAAGUUGGUCCAAACAAUGGACAACAGGAGGGAGUCGGAGAUUAGCAAUGCGAGCAGCAUUACAUCUGCGACGGGUCUAUUAAACAACAGGGACUCGAUGAUCCAACCAACCAAUAACAGAAGAGAGUCGCAACCCAGUAACGGAAAUAUCUCUGUCAACAUUGGUCCGGCGGUACAACCAAACGACAGCAGCAGGAGGUCACAACUCAUCGGCACCAGCAAUGGCUAUUCAGACGGGGUCACGUACGAGAAAGAGCCAGUCGAGAAGCGGGAGUCGCACUUCAGCCUGGCGGGGAGUGUGAAAGACUGGAGCUGGCAGCCAGCGGGUGGAGAUCAGACGACAGGGGUGCAGAGCUCCAUGACUACUGGGGCAGAACAGCAGGAGGAAAACACGCCUGCACCUACUCAAGUCCUGGUGAAUGACCAGCAUUACUACGUCACAAAGGAGGACAAUGCCCCUGUCCCACAAUCCACUUUACGGAAGAUUGAUUCCGGUCCGGAACAGCCGUCUGGUCCACCCGACCGCCCCCCUCCCUCCUAUGAUGUGCUGGACACGGUGCCCAAACUCCCCCUUGACAUCGUGGGAGACGAUAACGCAUCUGUCUCCAGCGUUAGGUCGACCAGUACGACAGCGUCUGUCCGAGCUGCCAUCAGCGCCACGGAAGACGUGUUGGUAAACGUGACAAAAGGAGAGGGGAAGUCCCUCCACGUGAACGUGCGACCGCCCGAGGGGAUGUCCCCAGGCGACAUUGAGGUCAACCUCGACCUGGCCGUCCUCGACGAAAACGAAUUGAGCCAGGAACCAAUCAUGCAGGCCCCUGCUGUAGAAGAACCAAUAGCAGACGAGCUUAGAAGAGAGCCACCACUGGUGGAGUACAGGAAAGAAGAACCAAUGAUAGAGGAGCUUAGAGAGGAACAGCCAAGGGUGUCAGAAUGGCGGGAAGAAGAGCACAUCGAGGUUCAGGUAAAGGAGAGGUCGAAGGCGGAUGACGUGGCAAGUGUUGGGAGCCGCACUAGCAGAGAGAGCCGCAAAAAGAAGAAGACAAGAGGAUCGAGCAGGCGGGAUGAUGCGGAAAGUGUGGCGAGCCACAGCAACAGUGAGUACCACAGGAACACGGAGAAGAAGAAGAUGCUAUGGAGCAACAUGUCGCUGCCACGGAAAACUCGUUCUCUGUCCAGAGAACCUGUUCCGGGGGAGAGCAUGUUUGAUGCAUCGCUCUCAUCAGGGAACAGGAGUUACAGGAAGCCAAACAAGCAGAGUGGGCAAGGAGGACUAGCCAGGUUAACUAGCAAGUUUAAAAAGUCACAGAAGGGCCAGUAAUAGGAAUGCAGAUGGCACAGGCUCUACCUGUAAGGGCUUUCGUCACGUACGUUGUGUGAUCGUCAAGUGAUCACAAACUGAGGGCAAUCUUGGGACAGCCCUGCAAAAUUCAGCUGUCUUCUGUUUUGUUACAUGAAAAGCUGUCUUGGAUCCUUUUCAGCUGUUGAAAAUACAGGUAUCAAAAUCUUACGAUAACCUACAAUGAAUGUGAUUGUAUUAUAACCAAUAUUUGUUAGUGACAGUGAAUUUGAUGCUAGUAUCUGUCUAGAAAUUGUCUUAUAUUUAAUGUUCUACUACCCUCAGCUUAACAACAGUUGAAAGUAAUAAAUAACCCUGAGUAUGUAUUAACUAUUUUGGAUAUCUUGUAUUUUGUAAAAUGCAGAAUCUGAUCUGCUUGGAAGGAAAUUCAUUCCAUGUAAUUUGUAUUUCUUUAUCAUAGCCGAUGCAAAAUGCUGUGUUUAGAAUUUCAUUAAGCAUUUUUAUUUCAUUCAGAAUUUUUUUUAAGUGGUAGACUGCAGUUCUUUUUUAACCAGAGAUGAGGACUGAUCUAUCCUGGAAUUGAAAGUAAGUUAAGAAUUGAAGAAAUAAAUUGAAUGUUCUUUUUACAAUUUGUAAGUUAGACCUGAAAUUUCACUCAAGCGAAGUAUGAGAAUUUUUAAUAUCAUAAUUAUCUAUAGGACAUGUAAGAAACCUCUGGCUGGUGUUAUGGACAUAUUGAUUUGAUAUGUAUUUUACCAUGUUAUCUCAAUUAUGAGCACAUUAUUGUUGUUUUGCCAAAUGUCUUUUACGUCUUCCUUUUUAUCAGAUCGUAUUAUACGUAUUAUUUACUAAUGUCUCAGGAAUUGUGGGGA
Molecule: messenger RNA, 3288 nt
Organism: Branchiostoma belcheri (Belcher's lancelet)
Lineage: Eukaryota; Metazoa; Chordata; Leptocardii; Amphioxiformes; Branchiostomatidae
Exons: 2
Coding region: 149-2437 (762 amino acids)
Source: RefSeq, a predicted model, not a curated record